CAAAUUACGGAAUAUUGGCAAUUGCCUGCUCUUAGUAUAAAUACUUAUGACUUUUAAAAUGACACCUAAAGAAUCCUAGUGUAAAAAUUAUUCAAUUUUUUUAUUUAUUUUAAAGUAAAGCAUGCAUUUACGUUACUACAAAGGAGGGCUAGAUUUACUUCUGUUACUACAGUCGUUGCUUGUUAUUGCACACCAAUGUAAUGAAGAGCCUACAAUAAGUUUUGAAGACUAUCUAGACACAGUUAAUGCUCAGACCAACAGUGUUAGACCAGAGUGGUAUGACUCAUUAGACAAUUUUGAAAAACUGCCCGGGACUCAUGUAAGCAAUCUUUAUCUUUAUCGCAAUGGUUCUAGAUGUACCCGUCACCAUUCACAGCCCAACACUGUGAGAAAUCUUGCUAGUUGCCGGUUCAAGUAUAUAGACGAUAUUGAUGAAUCUCGUUUACCAAGACGUCUCACUCACACCGUUUGUUUAUGCGAGCGUCCGAGACUACAUUCUAACAGUCACAAGUGUAAAAGUGUUAUAACGUAUGUAAAAGUAUUUCGGAAGGCAGGCUGUAAUUAUGUCUGGUACUGGGAACCGGUACCUGUUGCAUGUAUUGCAGUUUCCUUGUCAUCAGUUGAGGCUAACGUACAAUCAUCUACAAGAAUUGCCAUUGAAGAAUAACUGAAAUGGACUUUUAAUGUUUUCCUUUUAAAGACGUAAUUGUGUUCAGCUGUAUCGUCAUGUGCGUGUCAAUGUUUGAAAAUAAACAGAGCAACUUCAUUAGGUUUACAUCUUUAUGGAUUAUAAUAGCAUUAAUUUUUAUUAUGAACAGUAUUCAUCUC
This is a messenger RNA of Ruditapes philippinarum (Manila clam), 828 nucleotides long. RefSeq lists its product as uncharacterized. The record is from RefSeq and is a predicted model, not a curated record. The coding region runs from base 122 to 667 and encodes 181 amino acids. NCBI's taxonomy places the organism in Eukaryota, Metazoa, Mollusca, Bivalvia, Venerida, Veneridae. The transcript is spliced from 2 exons.